AGCCCUGAUGCUUGUAAAAGCAGUGAGUCAGCAGGUCAAGUAGGGCAAGCCUCGCAGAAUAAUGAGGGCAAUGUUGUUACCACUAGGUCAGGACGAGUAGGUAAAUCAACAAAGGAUAAUCAAAAUUUUAUUUGCUACUAAUUAUUUACAUUUAUUGAUAAAAUAAUUUCUCAACGUUGGCUGGAAAGGAUGUAGCGUACUGGUUAUACGUGCACAUAUCUCGUGAUUAUUGACAACAAGUUUGGUAUGGAUUCUAAGGUGAGCACUUUGUACUUUAAUUCAGUAAAUGUUACUACUCGCGUUAAUCCUACUGCACUGAAAUUCCUGCAUGCUGUAAAAUACCUGCAUGCUGUAAAAUACCUACAUGCUGUAAAAUACCUGCAUGCUGUAAAAUACCUGCAUGCUGUAAAAUACCUGCAUGCUGUAAAAUACCUGCAUGCUGUAAAAUACCUGCAUGCUGUAAAAUACCUGCAUGCUGUAAAAUACCUGCAUGCUGUAAAAUACCUGCAUGCUGUAAAAUACCUGCAUGCUGUAAAACAUGCUGUAACAUACCUGCAUGCUGUCAAAUACCUGCAUGCCGUCAAAUACCUGCAUGCCGUAAAAUACCUGCAUGCCGUCAAAUACCUGCAUGCCGUAACAUACCUGCAUGCCGUAAAAUACCUGCAUGCCGUAGAAUACCUGCAUGCCGUAAAAUACCUGCAUGCCGUAAAAUACCUGCAUGCCGUAAAAUACCUGCAUGCUGUAAAAUACCUGCAUGCUGUAAAAUACCUGCAUACUGUAAAAUACCUGCAUGCUGUAAAAUACCUGCAUGCUGUAAAAUACCUGCAUACUGUAAAAUACCUGCAUGCUGUAAAAUACCUGCAUGCUGUAAAAUACCUUCAUGCUGUAAAAUUACUAUACGUCAGUAAACUCUUCUACUUCUAUAUGUGUAACUUGUUUGUUAAUAAAGUUCAGUUAGCCUUUGGCAGUGAGGGAGAGACCGUCCCUUUGUGUCUGAAUGACGACCAGGCUACAUUAAACUACUGCACUGAAAUUCCUGCAUGCUGUAAAAUUACUAUACGUCAGUAAACUCUUCUACUUCUCUAUGUGUAACUUAUUUGUUAAUAAAGUUCAGUUAGCCUUUGGCAAUGAGGGAGAGACCGUCCCUUUGUGUCUGAAUGACGACCAGGCUACAUAUUCAAACAAAGAAUAGUUUUCUCCGCAAGCGAGUCAGAGCACAGCAGAACACCUAACUUGCAGCCAACUAGUGAAAUUCAACAUUUUAGAUCUCUUUUAAUGAACUACUGCAACCCAGUUAGUCUAAGUGGAGAUUGAAACAACAUUUUAACAGGUAAACUAUUCAUUUUUUAGCGAACGUACGAGGACGCAAACAACUCACUUCUUUUGUGAAUAUAUACAUACAUACAUACAAACAUACAUACAUACAUACAUACAUACA
Molecule: messenger RNA, 1438 nt
Organism: Stylophora pistillata
Lineage: Eukaryota; Metazoa; Cnidaria; Anthozoa; Scleractinia; Pocilloporidae
Source: RefSeq, a predicted model, not a curated record